AAUUGAAUAAAAAUAAGAAAAUAUCAGCUCAUUAUUUAAUGCAAGAUUAAAUCCCAGUCUCAAAAUCCACGACAAAUUAUAUUAUUAUUAUAUUCUCCGGUUGUCAAAUGGGAAAUCACAACAGCAAUCGUGCUCCGCCGUAUAAAUUCGGACCAUAUUCCGAUCAAUCGGCACCGACAACCUCCGCCCCGAUCGGAUACCCCACUAUGGGUUCGCGUUUGCUCUACAGCCACGUGGAUAUCACCCUGCGCUCUCUGGCCGGACAAGCUGAGGGCUUCGGACGUUUUGCCGUCGGCGGACUAAACGGCGCCGUUUACCGUGUCGUAACCCUAGCCGACGACGGGCCAGGAUCACUACGCGAGGGAUGUCGGAGAAAAGAGCCUUUAUGGAUUGUAUUCGAAGUUUCAGGCACAAUUGAACUCUCGUCGUAUCUAAACGUUUCCUCUUACAAGACCGUUGAUGGGCGUGGUCAAAGAAUUAAACUCACCGGAAAAGGGUUAAGGUUGAAAGAAUGCGAACACGUAAUUAUAUGCAAUCUAGUAUUCGAAGGGGGUAGGGGGCACGACGUUGAUGGAAUUCAAAUCAAGCCUAAUUCAAUGCAUAUUUGGAUAGAUCGAUGCAGCCUGAGUGAUUACGACGAUGGAUUGAUAGAUAUCACUCGACAGAGCACCGAUAUUACCAUCUCUCGGUGUUAUUUUGCAAAUCAUGAUAAAACUAUGCUAAUAGGGGCCGAUCCUACGCAUACGGGUGAUAGAUGCAUACGCAUAACCAUACACCAUUGUUUCUUUGAUGGAACUCGACAGAGGCAUCCGCGUGUCAGAUUUGGGAAAGUUCAUUUGUACAAUAACUACACUAGAGAUUGGGGUAUAUAUGCUGUUUGUGCAAGUGUAGAGUCACAGAUAUACUCGCAGUGCAACAUUUACGAAGCUGGCCAAAAGAAGGUGGCCUUCAAAUACUACACAGAAAAGGCAGCUGAUAAAGCGCAGGAAUGUACGGGGUGCAUUAGAUCAGAAGGCGACCUAUUCGUAACUGGAACUCAACCAGGUUUAGUGCCACUACCGAGUGAGAGUUGCGUAUUUCAGCCUAGUGAAUAUUAUCAGACAUGGACCGUAGAAACGGCAACUAAUGAUCUUAAACAAUUUCUUCAAAACUGCACUGGAUGGCAAGGUAUCCCUCGACCUGCUGAUCUACCGACUUCUUAGUAAACUCUAUUUGUUGUGUGUGUGUAUAUUUAUAUAUUACUCUUAUACAUAUAUAGACACAAGAGUAAAACAUUCGGAAAUAAGUGAUCCUCGUAGCUAGACAGAGCUUGUACGGUUGAGUCACUAUUUUUUUUUUUUUUGUACGUUCCGAUGUUUUUUUCUUCUUCUCAUCCAGGAGGGGCUUUCCUAGGUUGAGACGAACACGGAUAUGGCUUUUUCGUCUGUGCAAUAAUAAUAUUCUACUUAUUUUACUUU
Molecule: messenger RNA, 1457 nt
Organism: Erythranthe guttata (spotted monkey flower)
Lineage: Eukaryota; Viridiplantae; Streptophyta; Magnoliopsida; Lamiales; Phrymaceae
Product: putative pectate lyase 21
Molecular function (GO): pectate lyase activity
Source: RefSeq, a predicted model, not a curated record